UCAUGUCAUGACAGACAUUUUGAAAGGUCUUCGGGCUAAUCUGCCAGUUAAUAAAACAAUAAAAUCUAAAAAUAAGAAAACUAUUUGACCUAAACUCCAGUUUCAAAAGACUACAUCCAGGUAACAAGAUAGGCAGAUCUAAAGCACCGUGCGGUGAGCGACUCCCCGGUUGCAAAAACCACUGGACACGGGCAUACACUCCUCGAAGAGACGAAGAAACUGGAGUCCCUGUAACGGACUUUUAAGAGUGGGAUGUCAGAAAAGAGCACUCAUCUCCCCAGUGACGGGGGCUCCGACAACGGGAGGCCGGACGCGCACAAGUGCGCCUCUCCUCGCGGGGCUACGGUCAGCUUCCAUAACAUCCACUACCGCGUGGAAACGAGGAGCGGAGUACUGUGGAAGAGGAAGGUCACUCACAAAGACAUUCUCGUCGACCUCAAUGGAGUUAUGAAGCCCGGACUGAACGCCAUAUUAGGAGCUACUGGGAGCGGAAAAUCAUCGUUUCUGGAUGUGCUGGCAGCGAGAAAAGACCCCACUGGACUGUCUGGAGAGGUGCUGAUUGAUGGGGCACCCCAACCACCCAACUUUAAAUGUCAGUCUGGAUACGUUGUACAGGACGAUGUUGUUAUGGGAACGCUAACUGUGCGUGAGAAUUUGUGUUUCUCAGCAGCGCUAAGGCUUCCGAUGUCGAUCAGUCAGAAGGAGAAAGAGCAGAAAGUGGAACGAGUCAUCGACGAGCUGGGACUGAAUAAAGUAGCUGACUCACGGGUGGGGACACAGCUGAUUCGUGGGAUUUCAGGGGGUGAGAGGAAGAGGACGACCAUUGGGAUGGAAAUCAUCAUCGAUCCAUCUGUGCUUUUCCUGGAUGAACCUACAACAGGACUGGACGCCAGUACAGCAAACUCAGUACUGUCACUCCUGAAGAGGAUGUCGAACCAUGGCCGCACCAUCAUCCUGUCCAUCCACCAGCCACGUUACUCCAUCUACCGGCUCUUCGACAGCCUUACUCUGCUGGCUGGUGGCAGGCAGGUUUACCACGGCCCUGCCCAGAACGCCUUAGACUACUUCACUGAUGUAGGAUUCACUUGUGAACCUCAUAACAACCCUGCUGACUUCUUCCUGGACGUCAUCAAUGGAGACUCCACUGCUUAUUCGCGAAGCAAGCCACAGGACAACGAGGAGCUGGACGGGGAGCAGGGUGUCUCGUUCCGCCAGGGCAUCGAGCAGCGCCUCGUAGAGGCCUAUAAGAUGUCCAUCUACCACAGGGAGACCAAGGAGGAGCUGGAGAAGAUCACACAGGGCCACAACUGCAGAGGCCAGCCCGAGACCCGUACCAUCACCUACAACACUUCCUUCACUCACCAGUUCAAAUGGGUGUUGAGAAGGACCUUCCGGAACCUCAUGCUCAACCCGCAGACGUCCUUCGCGCAGAUUGGAGUCACCAUUUUCUUAGCUUUGAUUGUUGGUGCAAUCUUUUUUGGUGUUUCAAACACCUCAAGUGGGAUCCAAAACAGGAUGGGUUCUCUGUUUUUCAUCACCACUAACCAGUGUUUCAGUUCGCUGUCCUCUGCUGAACUCUUCAUCACGGAACGUAAACUCUUCCUGCAUGAGUAUGUUAGUGGUUACUACAGAGUGUCCGUGUACUUCCUUAGUAAGAUCCUCUCUGAUAUUCUCACACUACGCACUGUACCAGCCAUCGUCUUCAGCUGUGUUGCCUAUUGGAUGAUAGGUUACAAACCGGAUGCAGGGACAUUUUUCACCUUCAUGAUUACUGUUGCCAUGACGGCAUACACAGCAACUGCCAUGACGAUGGCCAUCUCUGCUGACCAGACUGUGGUGGCCGUUGCAAACAUUUUCAUGACCAUCAGUUUUGUGUUCAUGAUGAUUUUCUCAGGCUUGCUGGUGAAUUUACCCAGCAUUCCUGACUGGCUGAACUGGUUUAAAUACUUCAGCAUUCCCCGCUAUGGCCUGGCUGCCCUGGAGGUGAACGAGUUUGUUGGGCUGGAUUUCUGCGAUGUUCGUCCCCUUCCCACCGGUGCACCUAGACUCAAUACUACUGUGGCAAACAUCACUGUCUGUACCUCAGGAGAGCAGUUUCUCAUGGAGCAGGGCAUUGACUACUCCACGUGGGGAUUGUGGCAGAACCAUGUGGCUAUGGCAACCAUGACCAUCGUCUUCCUCAGCAUAGCAUACUUCAAACUGCGCUUCAUCAAGAAGUUUACAUAAAUACACACACACACACACACACACACACACACACACGGUUCUUCCCUGAUGUUCCUAUAAUGACAUACCUCCCAUGCACUUGCAGCCUCUCUGCACUUCACAAUCCGGCACCAAAUACAGAUUUGGGCUGCUGUUUUCACUCUUGUGAUCUGGAGAUAAGAGAACCACAGAAACGUCUGUGGACCGCUGCACAAAGGUGUCGCGUCUUCCUGUAGUUAAAGUUUGCACUCCCUGGAUAUCAUCCCUGGAAUUCCAUCCCUGCAGGAAAAUUCUCUCAAAGCUGCUUCCAGAUGCUUCCAAUAAAGCUGCACCAAUUUAUAAUUUUUGUUAAGGUUUUCUGUACGAUAGUCCGAUGUAUGGCACUAGAUCAGUCUCACGGAUCUACUCUCCUGCAAAGGUUAAUUCCAGCUCAAAUCUGGUUCCUGCAUUCUUCACUGUUCGAUUCAGUCUUAGAAUAACAUUGUUUAUAAGUAAUAUUAAAGCCAGGAGUGUUAUAUUGGAGUUUAAAUCAUUCAAAGGUUAUAAGCAUACAGGUGGAGACAGUCAUACAAGAAUAUUGACUCACUUCCCUGACCAAAAUAUUUCAUAUUUUUGCGUUGUGACUUACUGCUGGUAUUUGAUGGCAUUGACUUUUUUAUAUUUUAACAUUAAACCUCUCAGUUGGAAUGAAUGUAUUAAUAUAGACUAAUAAACAUUUCAUAUUGCGAUCAGCUUAAAA
Electrophorus electricus (electric eel) is the source of this 2944-nucleotide messenger RNA. It is a transcript of the gene abcg2a, whose product is annotated as ATP-binding cassette, sub-family G (WHITE), member 2a. Gene Ontology annotation, cellular component: plasma membrane. Gene Ontology annotation, molecular function: ABC-type transporter activity; efflux transmembrane transporter activity; riboflavin transmembrane transporter activity. Gene Ontology annotation, biological process: transmembrane transport. The record is from RefSeq and is a predicted model, not a curated record. Lineage: Eukaryota; Metazoa; Chordata; Actinopteri; Gymnotiformes; Gymnotidae.